CGCUAUGAGGUUCUCUGGUGCUCAAGGCGUACUCCUUCUUGUUGCCUGUUUGCUGAUCGUCCAUGAAGCAGCGACCAGGCGCAAAGUGUGUACAUAUCGUCAUGGCUGUCAGGCAAAUGUACGGCUCAGCGCAGCAGCCGUGUGUCGUCAAUUCGCUGACACUGAGUCAUCAUGUAGGUCAUGUCACUGUCAGGCACCUUCUUCAUUUCAUUGUCGCCGACUUUGCGCAUUCAGAGAACAAAUAACAAAGUGUGCCAGAGAGUUCCUGUGUCCACCAACAACUACAGAAAUGACUGUUGCAUCGACUGAAGCGACAACCUCUACAACAUCUCCAACCACUCCAACGACGCCAACGACUCCUACGACUCCAAUGCCGUGUGGAGUAAGCAGUGGCGUGUGCCUGCCUGAUUGUCCUGGUGACCGUGACGAUUUCGGAACCCCAGAGUGUUCUAGUGGGGAAAUCUGUUGCCUUUCUGCACCAGGACUGUAAAGGGCUAUGCAAGUGAGACUGCCAGAAGAAUAUGUAUUGUUGUUGUCGCCAUGAGUGCGUUUUCUUGAU
Haliotis rufescens (red abalone) is the source of this 559-nucleotide messenger RNA. RefSeq lists its product as uncharacterized. Lineage: Eukaryota; Metazoa; Mollusca; Gastropoda; Lepetellida; Haliotidae. Bases 5 to 490 code for a protein of 161 amino acids. The transcript has 3 exons. The record is from RefSeq and is a predicted model, not a curated record.